CAGUAUGUGACAUCCCCUCUUUCUACCCAUGACAUUCCGGGCUCUCCCCAUUCGGUCCAUAUCCUACUGGAAGGGUACUGCAGAGAUGUUGGGUCCGAUCGUUUCGAGGCUGAUGGCUCGGUCACCCUUGUCAAAGGCCCACUGACUGUCCUGGUGGAUACUGGUGGCCCGUGGUCCCGUGAUAUAAUCCUAGAGGCUCUUCAGGGUCGCGGUGUGACUCCUUGUGAUGUCACCCACGUGAUCUGCACCCAUGGACACUCCGAUCACGUCGGCAACCUCAACCUCUUCCCGAAGGCUGAGAUUCUAGUGUCCUACGACCUUUGGCGGGAUGGCUCCUACGUCUAUCACAACUUCCGAGGAGGAGAACCCUACUUGCUGCCUGGCGGGGAAGGGCUGAAGGUGGUGGCAACGCCAGGUCAUACAGGCAGCGAUAUAACCCUCCUUGUUCCUGGCACCAGUCUCGGCAUGGUGGCUGUGGCUGGAGAUGUCUUUGAGCGGGAGGGAGAUGAGGACUCUUGGAGAGAACUUAGCGAAAACACAGAGGUUCAAGAGAAGAGCAGGAGAACUUUGUUGGGUUUGGCAGAUGUGAUUGUUCCUGGACAUGGACCUCCAUUCAGGGUCAUUCGGGCUGGACAAGACCCGGACCCCCAAUAA
Staurois parvus is the source of this 654-nucleotide messenger RNA. Lineage: Eukaryota; Metazoa; Chordata; Amphibia; Anura; Ranidae. The record is from the annotation of a GenBank genome assembly.